CUCGCCAUCGACUCCAAACAAACAACGUACCAACACCUCAAUCGCACGCGAUAACGUACGCUCCAAUCACCGCGCUAUCGAAUUACAGCACCACCUACUCACAUCGCAAUCACUAUGGCUGAUCAGUCGGGCGACCACCAGAUGGAGGGUGUGGAGGCCCCCACCGGUGCUGUCGACAAGGGCAAGGGCAAGGCGCCGCAGGUCCCACAGGGAAUGGAGGAAUCCGGCGAGGAGGAUUCAAGCGACGAGUCCGGUGCUGAGGAGCAGGGCGGCGACGAAGAGCCUGUAGAUGAGGACACCAUGGAGGAGAUCGAUACUAGCAACAUCGUCGGCAGCCGCACGCGCGGAAAGAACAUCGACUUCGCCAAGGCGGCCCAAGAGCUCGGCGACGAAGACGAUGAGGAGGACGACGAGGACUUCAACGAUCCGGAUGAGGAGAUGAAGGACAAUUAAGCGCGCGCGGGUCCUCCUCGUUCUUCCGCUCCGUUCGACGCGACUACGAGACUUCGACGUCCAUACUUUGGGUAUUCGGAUUGGGUCGGUAUAAACAAAAAGCGCAUUGGCAUUGGGAAGCGGGUAGGCUCACAUGGAACAUGGAG
Molecule: messenger RNA, 599 nt
Organism: Trematosphaeria pertusa
Lineage: Eukaryota; Fungi; Ascomycota; Dothideomycetes; Pleosporales; Trematosphaeriaceae
Exons: 4
Coding region: 115-453 (112 amino acids)
Source: RefSeq, a predicted model, not a curated record